Phragmites australis (common reed) is the source of this 2943-nucleotide messenger RNA. Its product is annotated as peptidyl serine alpha-galactosyltransferase. The transcript has 8 exons. The record is from RefSeq and is a predicted model, not a curated record. NCBI's taxonomy places the organism in Eukaryota, Viridiplantae, Streptophyta, Magnoliopsida, Poales, Poaceae. The coding region runs from base 104 to 2554 and encodes 816 amino acids. Gene Ontology annotation, molecular function: glycosyltransferase activity.
AAUGACAGCGCACAAACCAAACGAGUAAAACGAACCAGUGAUAAACCGGAGACCAGUCUAAGGCGGGAUCCGUCCGGGCGCGAGAUCCGCCACCCCACCAGCAAUGGCGGAGGCAGCGAUCGCCGGCGCGGUGGCGGCCGUGCUCCUUCUGCUGUUUCCGGCCUGGGCAUCGGCCGCGGCACCGGUAGGGGAGGGGCGGCGGCUGCACACGCUGUUCUCGGUGGAAUGCGGCGACUACUUUGACUGGCAGGCGGUGGGAUUCCUCCACAGCCUCCGCAAGGCCCGGCAGCCCGGCGGCGUUACCCGCCUCCUCAGCUGCGCGGAGGGCCAGCUCCCCUCAUACCGCGGUUUUGGCAUCGGCCACACCCUCCAGGUCCCCUCCUUCAGCCGCCACCCACGCACCGGCGACUGGUACCCGGCCAUCAAUAAGCCUGCAGGGGUGGUGCAUUGGUUAAAGCACAGUCCAGAGGCAGACAAUGUUGAUUGGGUUGUAAUCUUGGAUGCGGACCAGAUUGUUCGAGGCCCCAUUAUUCCCUGGGAACUCGGAGCAGAAAAAGGCAAGCCUUUUGCUGCGUAUUAUGGGUAUUUGAAGGGUUGUGAUAACAUUCUUGCACAGCUGCACACUGCACAUCCAGAAUUUUGUGACAAAGUUGGGGGAAUUCUAGCCAUGCAUAUUGAUGACUUAAGAGCUCUAGCACCACUAUGGCUUUCAAAGACUGAAGAAGUGAGGCAAGAUAAGUCCCAUUGGUCAACCAAUAUUACUGGUGAUAUAUAUGGCAUGGGUUGGAUCAGUGAGAUGUAUGGGUAUUCAUUUGGUGCUGCAGAAGUUGGUCUACGACACAAGAUAAAUGAUGACAUAAUGAUCUACCCAGGUUAUACUCCAAGACCAGGCAUUGAACCACUUAUCUUGCAUUAUGGUUUGCCAUUUAAAGUUGGAAACUGGUCAUUCAGUAAGUUAGAACACCAUGAGGAUGGAAUAGUUUAUGACUGCAACCGCUUAUUCCCUCCACCUCCGUUUCCUAGAGAGGUUGAGAUGAUGGAAUCUGACCCAAAUGUAAAACGAGGCUUAUUUCUAAGCAUAGAGUGCAUUAACACCUUGAAUGAAGGGAUCUUGUUGCAUCAUGGAUCUGUUGGGUGCCCAAAACCACAGUGGUCAAAAUACUUGAGUUUCCUUAAAAGCAAAAGGUUCUCAGAGCUUACAAAACCGAAGUACUGGAAUGGUCAAAAGGUUGACAGCAAAAUGACUCUGCAACAUGUUGCAUUGUCCAAGGCAAACAGUGGAAGUCCAAAAAUACACACCCUUUUCUCCACUGAAUGUUCAUUGUAUUUUGACUGGCAAACUGUUGCGCUCAUGCACAGCUUUCGUUUAAGCGGACAGCCUGGUAAUAUUACACGCUUAUUGAGUUGUACAGAUGAGGACUUGAAGAACUAUAAGGGCCACGACCUUGCUCCAACACACCAUGUUCCAUCUAUGAACCGACAUCCAUUGACAGGGGACUGGUACCCUGCAAUUAAUAAACCUGCAGCAGUUCUCCAUUGGCUCUACCAUGUGCAGACAGAUGCCGAGUUCAUUGUUAUCCUGGAUGCUGAUAUGAUCAUGAGAGGCCCCAUCAUCCCAUGGGAAUACGGUGCGAAACGUGGCCAUCCUGUUUCUACUCCCUAUGAAUACCUCAUUGGUUGUGAUAACAUACUUGCGAAGAUACACACUCGCAAUCCAUCGGCAUGUGACAAGGUUGGUGGUGUCAUUAUCAUGCAUAUUGAUGAUCUCCGGCGUUUUGCUCUGCUGUGGCUGCACAAAUCAGAGGAGGUUCGUGCAGACAAAGCUCACUAUGCAACAAACAUUACUGGUGACAUAUAUGAAUCUGGCUGGAUUAGUGAGAUGUAUGGUUACUCUUUUGCAGCAGCUGAGAUUAACUUACGGCACAUCAUAAGGAGGGACAUAAUGAUAUAUCCAGGAUACGUUCCACUACCUGGAGCAAAAUAUAAGGUUUUCCAUUACGGUUUGAGAUUUGGAGUUGGUAAUUGGAGCUUUGACAAGGCUGAUUGGAGAAAUACUGAUGUGGUAAAUACAUGCUGGGCCAAGUUCCCUGAACCACCUGAUCCAGCUACUAUCAUGAAAGAAGAUCUAGAUGCACGUGAGAGGGAUCUUCUCAGCAUUGAGUGUGGGAGGGCCUUGAACAAAGCCCUAUACCUGCACCAUAAACGCAGAAAUUGCCCCCGACUAGACACCAUCCGCAGCACAUCUAAGAGAAUCGACAAAGUUUCAGCCUCUAACAAAAUUGAAAAAGUUACACAGGAGUCAUCCAGAAGUAGUAAGAGAGGAAACGUUGUAUCCAUGGAUAUGGCGCGGAAGAAGACUGUUGAAAGAGCUGCUGCCACUGUACCACCUGUACAUAGAUCAAGGAGACUCGCCAGAUCUUCCAGGAUGUGGAUAAUUGUUGUCUGGGCAGUAUCAGUCAUAGUGUUCUUACUGGUAAUCUCUAUGUUUUUCUCUGACCGAAAGAGAAGCAUCUCGAGAUCUAGGGCUCCUAGAAGCCUAAAAGCUCAUGCCUGAUUUUUUUUUAAGGACACCGUAUCUGACUAUAGAAUAGACAAAUAUGCUCAUAAGGUAUUUCCUCUGAGAACGCUAUACAUAAAAGGGUACAGUCCCAGGACUCUAGAGGCGAACAACAUCUGUUUGAGCUAUCAGAAGAAGCCAGAGGACUUGGACCUUGUAAAACAAUCUUUCUUUUGUCAAAUUUCUUUGAGUUGCCAGCAGGUUUUGAUGCUGCUGCUGCUUUAUUCAAUUCAAUAGACGCUUUUAGAAUGAUGUAAAGUCUCACAUCCCCCCCCCCCCCCUAUAUAGUUUCCCCUUGUCAGAAACUGUCAAUUUGUAGAAGUAUUAACUGAGCAUAGAGGUACAAUAAUCUAUUCUUUUGUUCGAAACUCAUGGCUCUGGUGUGC